Messenger RNA from Acanthisitta chloris (rifleman), 1487 nucleotides. It is a transcript of the gene TOE1, whose product is annotated as target of EGR1, member 1 (nuclear). The annotation marks the transcript as partial. Lineage: Eukaryota; Metazoa; Chordata; Aves; Passeriformes; Acanthisittidae. Gene Ontology annotation, molecular function: 3'-5'-RNA exonuclease activity; snRNA binding; metal ion binding. The transcript is spliced from 5 exons. Gene Ontology annotation, biological process: snRNA 3'-end processing. The record is from RefSeq and is a predicted model, not a curated record. Gene Ontology annotation, cellular component: Cajal body; cytoplasm.
CCUCGAGCGCCCGGUCUCUCCCCGCCAGGUGCAUCGAGGAGCGGUACAAGGCUGUCUGCAGCGCCGCCAGGACUCGCUCCGUCCUGUCCCUCGGCGUCGCCUGUUUCAAGACUCUCCCUCUGCAGCCCGAGAACACUUACCUGUGCCAGAUCUACAACCUGACACUCCUCUGUAUGGAAGAUUAUGUGGUUGAACCCCAGUCGGUGCAGUUCCUGGUGCAGCAUGGGUUUGACUUCAACAAGCAAUACUCCCAGGGCAUCCCUUACCACAAGGGCAACGACAAGGGCAACGAGAACCAGAACAUGAGUGUUCGCACUUUCUUCCUGGAGCUCAUACGGGCAAAGAAGCCUCUUGUUCUCCACAAUGGUCUGAUUGACCUGGUGUUCCUGUACCAGUGCUUCUAUGCUCACCUCCCAGACAGCCUUGGCACCUUCACUGCAGACCUCUCCGAGAUGUUCCCAGUAGGAAUAUACGACGCCAAAUAUGCUUCGGAGUUUGAGACUCGCUUUGUGGCAUCCUACCUGGAGUAUGCCUACAAGAAGUGCAAGCGAGAGAACUGCAAGCUGAAGGGCUCCAGCAGUCAGCACCUCACCGUGGAGUUCUGCAGCUACUCUGCCAGCAUGUCCCGAUACAUCGACUAUCGCUACUGCUCUCUGGAAGGAGAGAGCCACAGCACUGGAGAGGGAGAUAAGGUCCCUGUCUGUGAGAGAUUUUCGGCCUAUGGCUGGUGUCCAAAAGGGGUGAAGUGUCCACAGUCUCAUAACAUUGACCUCAUCAUUGAUGCGGACGACAAGCUUUGGGAGAGGCGGAAGAAGCGGAAGCACAGAUGGAAGAAUCGGAAGAACACAGAGGCUUCUGCAAAGGUGUCUGAACAGGAAAGCUCAGGGAAACACUUGGAGCAAGCUCAGAAUGGGGAGGAGGGGCCACCACGGAAACAGAGCUGCUGUGAGACUGCACCCAACGGAGAGGGCAGGCCACGGGAGGAGACCUGUGUGGACAUGGAAACAGAGGCCAGCUCAGACACCAGUACACAGUGGGAAGAGAAUCCAGGGAGCACUGAGGGAACUGCUGCCCAGGUAGCAGCUGCUGUGAGCCUUUCUGCCAAGGGAAAUGCCUCUGACAGUGAUGAAGUCAAGAGGAAGUCAGAGGUUCACACUGAGCUGGGCUCAGUCACCCAUCCAGACAUCCCUGAGACUGAAGCAGCCUGUGCUGCAGAAAAGGAAAAGCAAACCCAUGUCCCUCCAUCCCAAGGGGGCACACACCGUGCUGGCUUCGAUGCUUUCAUGACUGGCUACAUCAUGGCUUAUGUCUGGAUGCUCAAGAAGGAGAAAAACACAGAGGCUGGUACAGGGCCCUGGUUGCCUGACUGCCACAAUAAACUGUACCUCAGUGGGAAAUCAGUGCCACUGCAAAUAGUGAAAAGCUUGUUUUCCAAGUCUUCCAAAGCUCACACUGAGAAGAUGAAGUUGGCCUGGGCCAGUGUGUAA